Messenger RNA from Acromyrmex echinatior (Panamanian leafcutter ant), 2295 nucleotides. RefSeq lists its product as uncharacterized. The record is from RefSeq and is a predicted model, not a curated record. Lineage: Eukaryota; Metazoa; Arthropoda; Insecta; Hymenoptera; Formicidae.
ACGACUGGGAGAGAUGAAAUGAAAGGCCAACUCAAAAAUGUGCAAAGACAUGACGUAGGAAUAUUCACGAGACAGAUUGGAAAGGGCUUUCCCGAAGAACUAUCGAAAGCCAAUCCCAAGAUUGCAGAAGCGACGACGAUCAAAACUGUCGCGAGAACCCGAUUGAAGAUGGGGAAGGUUAAAGACGAACUGAAGGCGAUGCUUCCGAUUUUAACGCCUUCAGAAGUGAGAAGGUCACUUUAUUUUUUUGGAAUAAAAAAUAUAUCUUCUCUCUCAAAACGAACUUUUUUUUCCCCUACCAGAUUCUUUCGUUUUACAUACAAACGCAUCGAAUAUUGUCCUUUUAUAAUCGAUAUUGCUCUAUCUUCGAGUAGAUUUCAUUUACUACCUCACGAAGCGAUCAUUGACGAGCUCGAAGAAGGCAAUUAUGAGGAAUCAAUCCGAUAUUUGAAAGAAUUAUUCGAACUAAACGAGGAGAUUCAUAGGAAGACUACUACUCCAAUAUGGGACUUAAAGAAGAACAAGAACGCGCUGUCGCGCUUAAGAGAUGGCUUGAUCAUUGUCGAGCAAGCCAAAAAUGCUGGUGGGAAAGAAAAUUUGAAACUAAAGUACGAUGUACAAAGUACGAGUAUUAUGGUUAAAAAUUUUCUGAAUAUAGGAGACUAUAUUUCUGCGGCUGCAGAAUUUCUAAAUAUGGCGCUAUCCUUUCAAGCAACUUGGGAAUGGUGGUGGAUGACGGAGCGGCUUUAUCGUAGCGCUCUGGAGAACGCUGAAUUGAUCGAAGAUGAUAGCCAUCAGAUGAGCACCUUCGUACAUUACCUGUACGGCCGAUUUCUGUUCGAGCAAAUUCGCGCGGUGCAAUCAGUACAAGAUACGGCAGGGUCGCUAUAUCACUUAAAUAUCGCACGUGAAGCGUCUCAGGAGAAGUUAUGGAAUGCGUCGAAGAUAACUGAUCGAAAAGAAGAGACCAUCUUUCAAGAAUGCAACGUGCUUCUGUAUAAAGUAUUACUGAUGCACGCGCAACAAGUCGGCUGCGAUCAACCGGAUGUCGCUGUGAAAACAUGCACCGAAGCUCUCGUGCGAGCGACGGACUGUAAGCUGUUUUUUAUUAAAACCUCAUCCUACGAAUCAUUAAUCAGCCUCACAUCCGUAGCUGGACAUUACGAAUACAUAGCGAAUGUUCUAUACGAACUGGGGAUGAAUCAGUUGCGAUUGCGCGACGUGGAAGUUGCCUUCCAAAACUUGUCCAAAUUCCUGGCGAUGAUUAAGAGAAUCUCGGACCCGGAGGGAAUAUGCAAUGCGCAUAUGGUGAUGGCACUUGCGUACAAGUUAUAUCACGAUAGAAUGAUUAAUGUGGAGAACGUCGAGGAAUUGAACGACGAUAUAAACACGGAGAAGUAUCUCCAGUUACUCAUGGAAAGUGCAGUCGAAUCUGGACUUACGAGAAAAGUAGCACAGGCACACUACUGCAUUGGCGAGCAUUUUUUGAAUAAGAGGAGGCCAGAUAUUGCAACCUUUCAUUUAGAAAAAUCCUUUGAAUUGUAUAACAAACUUGGUUUAUGCAACGAUGCUGAUAAGGCGCGAGUCUUUGCCGGAGUUUCGAAAGGCUAGUUAUACUUCUUCAACACGUAAACUGUAAUAUGAGACGCAUUUAUAAUGCCUUCGUUUUUUUUAACAGGGCAAGAAACCAUUGAUCAAUAUAUCCAUCUUGUGCAGCAGUGCGGAACCGCCGAUCCGAAAGCAAUAACAAUGCUUUGUCAAUGGAAAAAUCGUAGAAGCGUUUUUUGGACUGAAAAAGAAGAGAAGAAGCUACACGCUGGUAAGAGACAACAUUUCAUAAUCAAUCAAAAUUUAAAUAAAAUCUCUACCAGAGUUUACCUCUUGCAAUUCUUAAAUAUCUUGAAUAUCACGUCUUUAUAAUACAUCACAAGUAACUCAAUGCAAUAUUAUCAUAUAUUUUAGAAAGUUCAGAAAAGUUUGCUCAAGGAAACCAGAGGUGAUGUCUCAUGGUCGUAAUGUGCUCUCAGCAUUUGACAUAAUUUUUUGUAGUAAAUAAUAUAAUGCAUAAUAUAAACAUUCACAAUUACAUCAAUGAACGUCUUUUAUAAAUGGCAUUCUAGUAUUACGGUAAAAAUUAAAAUUUAAUAAUUACAAAUUUAAUUUUAAUAAAAUAAAAAUAAGUACUUUUGAAAUUAAAAAAACAACGAAAGGAUUAACGAAAGCAAUUGAAAGUCAGCGCCUCCAAUAAUUCGCAAUGUUUUUUUACAAUCCUUGCACAUUGUUUGCGACCUUCAG